AUGGAAAGCAACCAGAUAUCACUGCAUGAGAAGGUUGCCAAUGCGUUCAGGGAACGAAACAUUCCCGUUAAACGCGAGGACAUCGCUGCUACUCUGGUAGAUGCCGACACUUGCAAAUGGAUAGAAACCCAUCUCACACCAGAAACCCUUCUGUCAAAGGAGGAACUUACCUUGUAUAUAAAACUCGAAGCAACUGGUUCCCUCAAGUCUAUCUUACAAGGACAAGAAAUAUCAUCCACACGACCUUUCCUGGACGAUGAAAUCCGCGACGCGAUUGGAUCACUCACAGCUUCGACCGCGGCCAUUGAGCACCAAACUAAGACCCUAAAGGUGCAAUGCAAGGAGCUAAACUCCCAAAUCCGCAAUGGAAUCCGGUCGCGACAACGGGAGGCGAAGGCAUGGGAACAUUUGAAAAAUAAAAACGCGCGGGAGAAGGAGCAGAUUGAUGUUGCUGUUGAAGACUUCACUCACGACUUUGAGGCGACUCUUGGCUCAGUGCAGUCUUUAUUUUCCACCGAAGCUAAUACCUUGCUCCCUCAAUUGGCUAGUAAAUUGAAAGACGACGACCGAUCCAUGCAGGGCUUGGAAAAAAUAGCGUCGACAAUUCAAAUAGAUACCAAUUAUAAGGAGCUUAGAGCACGGGCUAUCGAGCUUACCGCGAAACUCGCCAGAUACCUUGCCGAGGCGGUUCACUCACGGUUGGAUCGGCUCUAUACUGAAACUUUACAAAGCAGCCCACCUGGCCUGGAUGAAUACGAUGAAGAAGCGGUAGCGGCUCUCCAGGAAGAGAUAAGCUCAUUAUAUUCGGAGAUUGAGAUUCUUUCAGAAAUGGCCACCGAGCAGCAAUUCAGGGAUCCGAUACUUCGUGCUCUUCAGAGUAGGGGGACAGAGGCUCAUUCUACUUCUCAGCAGCAAUUGGAACAAAUUUUCGAUACUAUACUUGAAUUAACACAGUCCACAGAGCGAAUAACGGAGAGGCUAAAUAACCGACAAUCCCACCGGACGGCGUUAAGCUAUCUAGCUGCAAAAUACAAAUGUGAACGGGAGAGUGAACUUUCAGAGCAGCAGACAAGUAAAACAACCACAGCACAAAAACGAUUGUCUCGAGUAUCAUACGCGCCCGCAACCCCUAAGGACACUGACCGAAGAAGUUCAAUAUCUCUCCCGCUUGAUCAUAGCUCAAAAGCCCUUGAUCAGCUCCUCCGGCGGCUUGGAGUUUCCAUUAUCGAUCUAGUGGAAAGCAGGUUAACAGAUAACCCUUCAGCAGCUCUUGAUGAGAAGCAGCAGCACAUGCUGGAAAUGCUUCAAAAUCUGCAGUCUACCGCAGAGUCGCCUCUUUCCGUCUACCUAGAAGCAGCAGACCAAGCGGCCCAAUUCGCCUUUCGAGGUUUCAAUGGCUGA
Molecule: messenger RNA, 1401 nt
Organism: Blastomyces gilchristii SLH14081
Lineage: Eukaryota; Fungi; Ascomycota; Eurotiomycetes; Onygenales; Ajellomycetaceae
Exons: 5
Coding region: 1-1401 (466 amino acids)
Source: RefSeq, a predicted model, not a curated record